AUGGGGUCGAUCGCAGCACCAUCUCCACCACGCGUCGUUAUCAUCGGAGCUGGCAUCGUUGGCACCAACCUCGCCGACGAGCUGGUCUCACGAGGAUGGACCGAUAUCUCUGUCAUCGACCAGGGCCCUCUUGACAUGCCGGGAGGGUCCACAUCGCACGCUCCCGGUCUAGUAUUUCAGACGAAUCCAUCCAAGACCAUGACUCUGUUCGCCAAGUACACCGUGGAGAAGCUGCUAUCGCUGGAGUGGGACGGCGAGAGCUGCUUCAAUCAGGUAGGCGGCCUGGAGGUGGCGACUACUCCUGCGCGGCUCGAGGAGCUGAAGCGCAAGCACGGCUACGCCGCUUCGUGGGGCGUUGACGCGCGCUUGAUUGGCGCCGAGGAGUGCCUCAAGAUCUAUCCCAACCUAAACAAAGAUAUGGUUCUCGGCGGCCUGCAUAUUCCCAGUGACGGCCUGGCUCUGGCGGCCAGCGCUGUACAGCGGCUCAUCGCACGGACUCGCGAGGCCGGCGUCCGCUAUCUCGGAUCAACGCCUGUCACUGGUAUCGAGCGGGCUGAAGGCCACGUUACUGGCGUGAUGACGCCUAACGGCACCGUUCCUGCCGACAUCGUGGUCUCCUGCGCCGGCUUCUGGGGCGUCGAGGUGGGAGCCAUGGUCAACCUACCAAUCCCCUUGCUUCCGCUAGCUCACCAAUACGUUAAGACAACUGCUGUGCCGGCCCUGGCCGGCCGUAACCCACGGCCAAAUGGAGCGAGCCUGCCAAUUCUGCGUCACCAAGACCAGGAUCUCUACUACCGUGAACAUGGCGACCAGUACGGCAUCGGCUACUACGGCCACAAACCAAUGCCGGUCGUUGCCGCGUCGUUGGGCUUGACCCCCGAGCACGUCGACGGAAAGAACAUGCCCUCCCGCCUCGAGUUCACCCCUGAGGACUUCGACCCGGCGUGGAAGGAGUCCCAAAAAUUCCUGCCUGCCCUGCAAGGCACUGAGAUUGCCGACGGGUUUAAUGGGAUCUUCUCGUUUACCCCCGACGGCGGGCCCCUCGUCGGGCAGGCUCCCCAUCUAGACGGAUUCUACGUGGCGGAGGCGGUAUGGGUAACGCACUCUGCCGGCGUGGCCCGCGCUUUAGCCGAGGUCCUGACCACCGGACGGUCUAAGAUCGACCUCGCUGACUGUGAGCUGUCGCGCUUCGAAGAAGUACAGCUUGCUCCCGAGUACGUCAAAGAGACCGCGCAGCAGAACUUCGUCGAGGUCUACGAUAUCCUGCACCCGUUGCAACCGAGGGAGUCCCCUCGCGGCCUGCGCGUUAGCCCGUUCCACGCCCGGCAGCAUGAGCUCGGCGCCUUCUUCCUCGAGGCUGGCGCCUGGGAGCGCCCAUAUUGGUACGAGGCGAACGAGAGGCUGGUUAAGGAUCUACCAAUGGAGUGGCAGCCUGUUGAGCGUGAUGCCUGGUCCUCCAGGUACUACUCACCGAUCGCCGCGGUAGAAGCCUGGAAGACGCGUACUGCCGUCGCCAUGUACGACAUGACUCCGCUACGCCGGCUAGAGGUGUCUGGUCCCGGAGCAGUCGACCUGCUGCAGCGACUCUGUACAGGCGACGUCUCCAAGAAGCCCGGUGCCGUUACCUACACGCUGUUCCUAAACGAACACGGAGGCGUCCGGAGCGACCUGACUGUGGCUAGGAUCGAGGACGAGCUGUUCCAGGUGGGCGUGAAUGGCCCCGUCGAUACAGCAUACGUCACCCGAGCAGCCCGCCUGCAAAGUCGGCAAACGCCCAACAGAUGGGUACAGGUGCGCGAUAUCACCGGCGGCACCUGCUGCAUUGGGCUUUGGGGUCCUCGGGCCCGAGACGUGAUCACUUCUGUCAGCGCCGACGACUUCACCAAUAAGGGUCUGCGCUUCUUCCGAUGCAAUAAAGCAAACAUUGCUGGCAUCCCGGUUACAGCAAUGCGGCUGUCCUACGUUGGUGAGCUAGGCUGGGAGAUCUAUACCAGCGCCGACAGAGGUCAGGCGUUGUGGGAUGUCCUGUGGAAGGCUGGACAACCCCACGGAAUGGUCGCGGCAGGCCGCAGCGCCUUUAACGCCUUGCGGCUGGAGAAGGGCUACCGUUCCUGGGGCGCUGAUAUGACUACUGAGCACGACCCAUAUGAGGCCGGCGUCGGUUUUGCCGUCAAGGCGGGCAAGGAAGGCUAUGUUGGCAGGGUUGCGCUCGAAGGACGUUCCGAAAAGACGGCUGCCCAACGCCUGCGCUGCCUCACCGUCGAUGACAGCCGCUCGGUGGUGCUUGGCAAGGAGCCGGUGUUCCAUAACGGCAAAUCGAUUGGCUAUGUCACCAGUGCUGCGUUUGGCUACACGAUCCGCAAGCCCGUCGCCUAUGCCUACUUGCCUAGCACGGUCGUCGAGGGUGAUUCUGUUGAGAUCGAGUAUUUCGGCCGACGGAUUCCCGCUACCGUCACCCCCGAGCCGCUGUACGACCCGGACAUGAGCCGUCUACGCGGGUGA
This is a messenger RNA of Coniosporium apollinis CBS 100218, 2502 nucleotides long. RefSeq names its product N,N-dimethylglycine oxidase. Lineage: Eukaryota; Fungi; Ascomycota; Dothideomycetes. Bases 1 to 2502 code for a protein of 833 amino acids. The transcript has a single exon. The record is from RefSeq and is a predicted model, not a curated record. Gene Ontology annotation, cellular component: mitochondrion. Gene Ontology annotation, molecular function: protein binding; oxidoreductase activity.